AUGAUGAUGUGGCAACGAUAUGCAAGGGGUACGCCACGCUCAUGGACAUCACUCGCGUUUGGCAAAACUAGCCGCUUAUCAAACAUGAGUCCGGUGCUUCGCCCACGCAUGCCAGUCCACCAGCGCUUGCAGACGUUAUCUGGUCUGGCAACCAGCAACACAAUAUACCGUUCUACUCAAAUACGUGCUUUCCAUGUCUCAUGGACGAGGUCCAAUGAAAGUAGGCCAAAUAAAGACGACGAGGGCCAAAACAAUGGCAAUAAAGAUAAUAAUGGGAAGGACGGAAAAGACAAGAAAAAUGAGUUUAAUUCGUUAUCAGAAUACUUUAAAUCUAAGGAAUUUGCAAAUACGAUGUUUUUGACCAUCGGAUUCACAAUCAUAUUUACUUUACUGACACCUUCUAGUAGCAACUCAGGAGACGACUCUAAUCGCGUCUUGACUUUCCAGGAUUUCAAAACAAAGUACUUGGAAAAGGGACUUGUGUCCAAGAUCUACGUCGUUAAUAAGUUUCUCGUAGAGGCCGAAUUAGUUAAUACAAAGCAAGUUGUCUCGUUCACCAUUGGUUCAGUGGAUAUUUUUGAGGAGCAGAUGGACCAGAUCCAGGACCUCUUGAACAUCCCGCCUCGUGACCGAAUUCCCAUCAAAUACAUUGAGAGGUCAUCUCCCUUCACAUUUUUGUUCCCCUUCCUGCCCACUAUCAUCUUGCUUGGUGGCCUCUACUUUAUUACGAGGAAAAUAAAUAGUUCGCCGCCCAAUGCAAAUGGCAGUGGUGGUGGGGGCCUCGGAGGCAUGUUUAAUGUAGGCAAAUCGAGAGCAAAGCUGUUCAAUAAGGAAACAGACAUUAAAAUUUCAUUUAAGAAUGUCGCCGGCUGUGAUGAAGCUAAGCAGGAAAUUAUGGAAUUUGUCCACUUUCUGAAAAAUCCAGCUAAGUACACUAAACUGGGUGCCAAGAUUCCACGAGGUGCUAUUCUUUCUGGACCUCCAGGUACCGGUAAGACCCUUUUGGCCAAGGCGACCGCGGGUGAGGCAAACGUUCCUUUCUUGUCUGUGUCAGGUUCUGAGUUCGUCGAAAUGUUUGUUGGGGUGGGUGCUUCUCGUGUAAGAGACUUGUUCACCCAAGCAAGAUCUAUGGCCCCCUCCAUUAUCUUUAUAGAUGAAAUCGACGCUAUUGGUAAAGAAAGAGGCAAAGGCGGCGCCCUUGGUGGCGCUAACGAUGAAAGGGAGGCUACGUUGAAUCAAUUAUUAGUGGAAAUGGACGGUUUUACUACUUCCGAUCAAGUCGUCGUUCUUGCGGGCACAAAUAGGCCCGAUGUGCUGGAUAAUGCUUUAAUGAGGCCCGGAAGAUUCGAUAGACAUAUCCAAAUUGACUCUCCCGAUGUCAAUGGUAGGCAACAAAUAUAUUUAGUUCAUAUGAAAAGACUGAAUCUAGAUCCUCUUCUUACAGAUGACAUGAAUAAUCUUUCCGGGAAAUUGGCUACGCUUACUCCAGGCUUCACUGGUGCAGAUAUUGCUAAUGCUUGUAACGAAGCUGCAUUGAUCGCUGCCAGACAUAAUGACCCAUAUAUCACUAUCCAUCAUUUUGAACAAGCCAUUGAAAGAGUCAUUGCUGGACUGGAAAAAAAGACAAGAGUCCUUUCUAAAGAGGAGAAAAGGUCUGUGGCCUAUCAUGAGGCAGGCCAUGCUGUUUGUGGUUGGUUUCUAAAAUAUGCUGACCCACUUUUGAAAGUAAGCAUUAUUCCGCGUGGUCAAGGUGCUUUAGGUUAUGCUCAAUACCUACCACCAGACCAAUACUUGAUAUCCGAGGAACAAUUCAAACAUAGAAUGAUCAUGGCCCUUGGUGGUCGUGUUUCUGAAGAGCUGCAUUUCCCAUCGGUGACUAGUGGUGCUCAUGACGAUUUCAAAAAAGUCACACAGAUGGCAAAUGCAAUGGUCACAUCUCUAGGAAUGUCACCCAAGAUUGGCUACCUAUCAUUUGACCAAAAUGAUGGAAAUUUUAAAGUUAAUAAACCCUUCAGCAAUAAAACGGCAAGAACCAUUGAUUUGGAAGUUAAAUCCAUAGUAGAUGAUGCUCACCGAGCUUGUACAGAAUUGCUAACCAAAAAUUUGGACAAAGUCGAUCUCGUCGCUAAAGAAUUGCUACGUAAGGAAGCAAUCACUAGAGAAGACAUGAUUAGAUUAUUAGGUCCAAGGCCAUUCAAGGAAAGAAACGAGGCUUUUGAAAAAUACUUAGAUCCAAAGAACAAUAAUGAACCACCUGCGGCACCUGCGGCAACAAAUUAA
Saccharomyces paradoxus is the source of this 2280-nucleotide messenger RNA. It is a transcript of the gene AFG3, whose product is annotated as AAA family ATPase AFG3. Bases 1 to 2280 code for a protein of 759 amino acids. The transcript has a single exon. NCBI's taxonomy places the organism in Eukaryota, Fungi, Ascomycota, Saccharomycetes, Saccharomycetales, Saccharomycetaceae. The record is from RefSeq and is a predicted model, not a curated record. Gene Ontology annotation, biological process: protein-containing complex assembly; mitochondrial protein processing. Gene Ontology annotation, cellular component: membrane; m-AAA complex. Gene Ontology annotation, molecular function: zinc ion binding; metalloendopeptidase activity; ATP-dependent peptidase activity.